Molecule: messenger RNA, 876 nt
Organism: Passer domesticus (house sparrow)
Lineage: Eukaryota; Metazoa; Chordata; Aves; Passeriformes; Passeridae
Product: serine/threonine-protein kinase pim-1-like
Exons: 7
Coding region: 1-876 (291 amino acids)
Biological process (GO): negative regulation of apoptotic process; protein autophosphorylation
Cellular component (GO): cytoplasm
Molecular function (GO): protein serine/threonine kinase activity; ATP binding
Source: RefSeq, a predicted model, not a curated record
AUGUCUGCUGGCCAAAAGAGCGUGCAGAAAGGGAAGGCGCAGCAGCGCCUGAAGGAGCGGUACCGGCUGGGCUCGCUGCUGGGCCGGGGCGGAUUCGGCAACGUCUUCGCAGCAACGCGGCUGUCGGACGGCGCCCCGGUAGCCAUCAAAAGGGUGCCACGGUACUGCGUCCAUCACUGGGCUGAGCUGCCCGACGGCACCAGCGCACCCCUGGAGAUUGUCCUGCUGGACAAGGUGUCCAGUGGCUUCUCCGGUGUGGUCCAGCUGCUGGAGUGGGUUGAGCUCCCCAACGACAUCUUGAUGGUGCUGGAGCGCCCGGAGCACUGUCAGGACCUGCAUCAUUUCAUUCGGGCACGGGGGUUCCUGUCCGAGGGGGUGGCGCGGCCGCUGUUCCGGCAGGUGCUGGAGGCCGUGCGGCACUGCACCAGCUGCGGGGUCCUGCACAGGGAUAUCAAGCCAGCGAACAUCCUCGUUGACCUGGCCACCGGGCAAGCCAAACUGAUUGAUUUCGGCUGUGGCACCUACCUGCAAGAGACAGCCUACAUUCGCUUUGCAGGAACACCAUCAUACAGCCCCCCGGAAUGGACCCAUUUUGGCUGGUACUAUGGCAAGCCAGCUACCAUCUGGUCCCUGGGUAUCGUGCUGCACCAGAUGGUCUGCGGGGAGCACCCUUUCAGGAGGGACCAGAACAUCAGCUGGGACCAUCAGCUCUCGCUGCCACAACGGCUUUCUUCAGGAGACAGCGAGGAUCACAUCAAGGAUGACAGCCUCUUCCUGGACCUGGCCACUGUGAAUUCCCAGCCCAUUGCUGUCUCCAUCACUCUGUUGCCUAUCUUGAUGCCUCUGACCACAAGGAAGGCCGAGCCCCAGGUUUAG